GCAGGAGGAAGAGGAGGGAUGGGGAUGGUGGCCAGCACCCUGCCCCGUGCUGGGAGGGCACCCCGGGUGCCGCCGUGGUGGUUGGGAGCGCAGCCCUUCCCCUAGGGCUGGUGCCGUGGCCUGCAGUGGGCCCCUCAUGCCCACUGGCCACCCUCAUGCCGGGGCCCGGGGGUGAGCCAGAGGAGAACAAGACCUACUUCCCCUUCUUCUCAGACUUCAGGGGCCGCAACGUGACGGCCCUGCGCAUCGGCGAGUCGUCCGCCCUGGCCUGCAUUUUCCUGCUGGCCUUGGCAGGAAACAUCUGGGGCAUCUGCCUGCUGGUACGGCAGCAGCACCGGCUGCGCGCUGCCAACUGCCUGGUCCUCAACCUCUUCUGCGCCGACCUGCUCUUCAUCACCGCCAUCCCCUUCAUCGCCGUGGUGCGCUGGACCGAGACCUGGGUGCUGGGCGACGUCGUCUGCCACAUGCUCUUCUACGUGGUGAGCCUCAGCGGCACCGUCAUCAUCCUCUCCCUCUCGGCCGUCAGCCUGGAGCGCGUCGUCAGCAUCGCCCGGCUGCGCCACGCCGCCCUCCGCCGCCGCAAGGCGCUGGCCGCCGCCCUCCUCCUCAUCUGGGGCAUCGCCGCCCUCGCCACCCUGCCGCUCUGCUGGUUCUUCAGCGUGGUGCGGCUGCCCGCCGCCGCCGGCGAGGAGAUUCAGAUUUGCACCUUGGUUUGGCCCAGCAUUGGAGGAGAAAUAGCUUGGGAUGUGACCUUUGCCACUGUUUUCUUUCUAAUACCAGGAUUAGUCAUUGUCAUCAGCUAUUCCAAAAUCUUACAGAUUACAAAAGCAUCAAGGAGGAGUUUAAAUGCUGGUUUAGCCUACUCAGAAAAUCAUAAGAUUCGUGUUUCCCAGCAAGACUACAAACUAUUCCGAGCCCUCUUUGUGUUGAUGAUCUCUUUCUUCAUCAUGUGGAGCCCAAUUAUAAUAAUUAUUCUUUUAAUUUUAGUCCAGAGUUACAAAAAAGAUUUCAAUAUCUUGCCAUCAGUUUUCUUCUGGAUAGCAUUAUUCACUUUUGCCAACUCUGCUGUCAAUCCAAUUUUGUACAAUGUUGCCUAUUUCAGACGUAAAUGUCAGGAAAUUCUUCUCUGUUGUACAGGGAACCCUGUAAGGCAUGGAGCUGGUACAGAAAGCACUGCAAGAAGAAGUAACCAUGAACAACCACAUUUGUCUUUCAUUACCAGAUAAUUAUUUAAAGUCUGUGCCACGCUUUGGAUGUUAAUAUGUACACUAUCCCAGGUUGAAUAGGUCAGUAUGUUAUAGUAUUAAAUGCCAGAGAAGGGGGGGAAAAAAGAGCUAAAUCUGUAUUUUUAAUUCCUGUAGGUAAAAUUCUCUUGACUUUACUGCUUUGCCUCAGUAAGGUUUGGACAAUUUAAUCCAAUGGAUUGAAUUUUCCACUUAAACUGAAAUAAAUAGGAAUAUGGCAGUGAACCUGGUGGAUGUAAAAUAGUUGAAAUAAGUACUUACCAGACAAAUUAAUUUUUAUGAGGGUACAUUUUCAGUUGGCAUAAAAGUCAUCAACUUUAAUGAAUUUAUAGAGAAUCUAUAUCAAGACGGCACCUGAUCCAUUUUUACUCUAUUUUCUAAUGAGUAAGAGAGACCAAUUUUCUCAUGAAAAUGUACAUCCUUGGAAAGCAGCUGCUCUUUUUUUUCAAUCUCAUUUUAAAAAGGCACUUAGAUAACUGACUUCCUGAACAUAGAUUUGGGCAGACUAACUGGUAUCGUCUAGGAAACAUGAUGAUAAACAUGUAUUAUCACCAAGUGAAUGAGAAAUUUGGUUCCAUCUCAAGUUAAAAAUAUGGACAUAAUGCCUGUUAAUUUAUAAAUAAAGAAUAAAUAAAUAAAUGUUUACUUGUCAUGUGUAAAAUAGUUCUUUAAAAAAGAUGCGUAUUUUUUAUAUCUUCAGUAGUCAUAUAAUAAAGUCAAUCAGUGACCUAUACAGUCACUGAAAUUCCUUCCUUCUUUCUAAAAUGCUAUCGGGAACGAUUUCCAGUAUUUCCUAGAAAAAGGUGACAUUGUAUUUGAAAAUAAAUUAAAAGUUUUAGAAAGCAAAUACAUAUAUUUUAGGUUUGGUUUGGUUUUUUUUUUAUUAAAACUCAGACAGAAAUUGAAACCACUAAAAAAAGAAAGAUUAUACUCUUAAUUAUUGCCAUCUGUCACCAAUUCAAAAUAGUGCAUUAAGAUAACGGUUUACUUAUAAAACCAAUGUCGACAUAGGUACAGAUGUGCAUACAAACAAUUUGCAUCCCCUGUAAUCCAAGUUUAUUAAAAUGUUUCAU
Messenger RNA from Chroicocephalus ridibundus (black-headed gull), 2317 nucleotides. RefSeq names its product free fatty acid receptor 4 (gene FFAR4). The coding region runs from base 156 to 1226 and encodes 356 amino acids. The transcript has 3 exons. NCBI's taxonomy places the organism in Eukaryota, Metazoa, Chordata, Aves, Charadriiformes, Laridae. Gene Ontology annotation, biological process: G protein-coupled receptor signaling pathway; hormone secretion; cellular response to hormone stimulus. Gene Ontology annotation, cellular component: plasma membrane. The record is from RefSeq and is a predicted model, not a curated record. Gene Ontology annotation, molecular function: G protein-coupled receptor activity; peptide binding; fatty acid binding.